This is a messenger RNA of Pristis pectinata (smalltooth sawfish), 5588 nucleotides long. Its product is annotated as ceramide transfer protein. Gene Ontology annotation, molecular function: phosphatidylinositol-4-phosphate binding. Lineage: Eukaryota; Metazoa; Chordata; Chondrichthyes; Rhinopristiformes; Pristidae. The transcript is spliced from 18 exons. Gene Ontology annotation, cellular component: Golgi apparatus. The coding region runs from base 259 to 2082 and encodes 607 amino acids. Gene Ontology annotation, biological process: ER to Golgi ceramide transport. The record is from RefSeq and is a predicted model, not a curated record.
GGUGGUGGUGGUGAUGACGCCCGAAGGCGCCUCGAACCUUGGCCCAGAUCUGAGGUUCCACGUCACAAGCAGCCAGCGCCCUGCGCGCGCGCCUCCCCACCUGACGGGUGAUGUCACAAACAUGGUGGCGAUUUGAGCUCCGGUGCGAGUAGGAAUCAGAGCAGCAGACGCGGUCGCCGUGCCCUGGCUCAGCCCUCCCUCCCUCCCUUCCCUCCUUCCCUGCCUGCCGCGCCCCCUGUUCGCCCGACUCACCUCUCGAUGUCGGAUAAUCAGAGCUGGAAUUCUUCCUCCGAAGAGGAUCUGGACACCGAGUCGGGGCCGCCUGUUGAGCUGUGCGGGAUACUGAGCAAGUGGACCAACUAUAUCCAUGGCUGGCAGGACCGAUGGGUAGUUUUAAAAACCAAUACCCUAAGUUACUACAAAUCUGAAGAUGAAACAGAGUACGGUUGUAGAGGUUCAAUCUGUCUGAGCAAGGCUGUCAUUACUCCCCAUGAGUUCGAUGAAUGUCGUUUUGAUAUCAGUGUGAAUGAUAGUGUGUGGUACCUCCGUGCUCAAGACCCGGACCAUAGACAGCAAUGGAUAGAAGCUAUUGAACAGCACAAGGCAGAAUCUGGCUAUGGAUCAGAAUCAAGUCUACGACGUCAUGGUUCCAUGCUCUCCCUCACAUCUGCAGCAAGUGGUUAUUCUGCUACAUCCACCUCAUCAUUUAAGACUUCCAUUGGGCCAGUCCAAGAUCUCAACCUUCAGAAAGGCCAUAGCUUGCGUGAAAAGCUUGCUGAAAUGGAAACCUUCCGUGACAUCCUCUGCCGACAGGUUGAUACACUACAGAAGUACUUUGAUGCUUGUGCAGAUGCUGUUUCUAAAGAUGAACUCCAGAGAGAUAAAGUAGUGGAAGACGAUGAAGAUGCUUUUCCAACCACAAGAUCAGAUGGUGAUUUUAUACAUAAUAAUGGCAGCAAAGAGAAAUUGUUUCCAUGUGUGACACCCAAAGGGAUCAAUGGAAUAGAUUUUAAAGGUGAGGCUAUCACUUUUAAAGCUACUACAGCUGGCAUUCUGGCUACGCUUUCGCACUGCAUUGAACUGAUGGUAAAACGAGAAGACAGCUGGCAGAAAAGAAUUGAUAAGGAGAUUGAAAAGAGACGAAGAGUAGAAGAUGCUUACAAGAAUGCAAUGUCGGAACUUAAGAAAAAAUGUCACUUUGGUGGGCCUGAUUAUGAGGAAGGUCCAAACAGUUUGAUAAAUGAAGAGGAAUUCUUUGAUGCUGUUGAAGCUGCUCUUGACAGACAAGAUAAAAUUGAAGAACAGUCUCAUACAGAGAAGUCAAGAAUUCAUUGGUCAGCUGCUGUGCCUUUUGGUGAUUCCUUCUCGACAGUUGGUACCCACAGAUUUGCCAAACAGGUUGAAGAAAUGGUGCAAAAUCAUAUGCAGUACUCUCUGCAGGAUGUAGGUGGAGAUGCAAAUUGGCAGUUGGUGGUGGAAGAGGGAGAAAUGAAGGUGUACAGGAGAGAAGUUGAAGAGAAUGGGAUUGUCUUGGAUCCUCUCAAAGCAACACACUCUGUCAAAGGUGUUACAGGUCAUGAAGUUUGCCAUUAUUUCUGGAAUGUUGAUGUUCGCAAUGAUUGGGAAACAACAAUUGAAAACUUCCAUGUAAUAGAAGUUCUAUCAGAUAAUGCAAUCAUCAUCUAUCAGACUCACAAGAGGGUUUGGCCGGCCUCUCAGAGGGAUGUGCUUUACUUGUCUGCAAUUCGAAAGGUUCCAGCUACAAAUGAGAAUGAUCCAGAUACGUGGCUUGUCUGUAAUUUUUCUGUCGAGCAUGACAGUGCUCCUAAUAAUAGAUGCGUACGUGCCAAAAUAAACAUUGCCAUGAUCUGCCAGACAUUAGUAAGCCCUCCAGAAGGUAACCAGGCAAUCAGUCGAGACAACAUUCUGUGCAAGAUUACAUAUGUAGCCAAUGUAAAUCCUGGAGGAUGGGCACCAGCAUCAGUACUUCGGGCUGUUGCAAAACGUGAAUACCCCAAAUUCCUCAAGCGUUUUACAUCAUAUGUGCAGGAGAAGACUUCGGGCAAAGACAUUCUUUUCUAGUAUCCAGAGUGUUCAGAAUGGAUGUGCUGCUGUUCCGACCACUGUUUCUCUGGUGAUCAACAAAUAGACGCAAAGGUAUUCUCCUACGCUCGGGGAUUACGUGAUUCCAAACUGGCACAAUGAAUUUCUAAUGUCUUUUCAUCUCGCAAGGCCAGUCCCAGUUCUCAGCCUGCACCCAGCUGCUAUCGGCUGCUACAUUGUAUCUGUGGCUGAUUGUUCAACACUGUCUGUGCUCUGUUGCAUUUUGGUGCAUCAGUGUGUAAUUCAUUUGUAUGUGCAGCUCAUACAGCCGUUUACAAUUUGACCCAGCAUUUUUUUACAGAAGCAAUCACACUUUGGAACAAAAACAAUAGGUUGAUGGCUUUAAUUGUUUAAAAAAAUAGCAUGCUUGUUAAUGUAGGCCUGCAUAAUCAUGGCCAAAACUUCAACUUUUUUUUCACAGCAAACAAACAGCCUAAUUUGUGUUCUUAAAUUUCACAAGUGUUAACCAUCUUUGGGGUCUACAAUGGGAUUAUUUUCUUUAAGUCUUAAGUCUUGCUAAUCAGCACCCUAAUCACUGAACUCAUCACACUCUUCUAUUGGUAACUUCUAACACCAGUAUCCUUGUUUUUUCCCUUUGAAACUAAUCUCUUGUAAAAUCAGUUCAGGGCUGACUGUGCUCUUUGACCUCUGGCAUUUGCCCCUUCUUUCUUACUAUCUCCUAUGAAGAACAAGUAGUUUUGAUGGAGAUUUUGAAAAGCUUUAUUUCUGUUUUGUUUACAAACUUUCUACUGCAUUUUUUAGUUUGUAUAUUUGUUACAAAUAUUUUUGUUGUAAUUGAAAGUUCUGAAUUCUUUAAGAUGGUGGUAUGGGCUGAAAAGGGGAUAACAGUACUUGAAACAUGUCAAAUGAGGGUUUUUUUCAUUUUGAAAUAGAUUGAUGUUCUAGUCAUGACCAGUGAAGACAUGUCGUUAAAGAAUGAAUGACCUGUUUUAAGCAAUAUUGGUGCAAGAGGGAUGUAUUUUUGUGAGUAAAGUUUGAUGGCUAAAUCAUAGUUGAUAGGCAAAGGCUAUUGCAUAAAUCUUUAAUGCACCACUUUCAAAAACUGCACAUCUUCCUCUUCACUAAUGCUAUUGUGCAGAAUCUGUUCUGAAUUGAAUUAAUUAUCUGAUCAGCAGAACUAGCCAACUGUAUUUCGUGAAUGGAUAGGCAUGCUCUUCAAAUGUAUAGUUAUUUGGAAUAGGCAUAUCUGAAGAACUUUGGUUCCCUUGAAAUUCUGUGCCGUGAGAUCCUUUUUCUUCCUGUUGAUUUCAAGACUGUACUUGGUGCUGUGUUUGUAACUGCAUGCAACUAAAAUAUUUAUACUGUUUUCAUUGCUGGAUUGUAGAAAUACUUGGUCUUAAGUUGUGCACAUAAUAUUCCCUCUUAUUUUGCAACAACUAAACUUGACUUUUUUAAUAAUAUCUAAAGUUUAAACCUGUAACAGAAACUUUUGUAUGGUGAAUAACUGUUGUAUGUGAUCAGCAUAAAGUACUUCAUUUUUUUUCGCAGCACAUUACUCAGUACAUUAUAUCCAAUACAAACAGCUACAAUUGUAAAAGUGCCUAAAUUUGAGGAUUGGUUAUGCAGUCAGUAGAUUGUCUUACUAGAUUCUGAGAGCAGCCUGUUCAAUUAUGAGUAUGAUGUAUUGAGAAUUGAUUUAGAACAUGUUUAGUUGUACCUGAACUUUCAGACUGACUAAAAGCAUCCUACUGUUUAUAAGGAACAUGCUGAUCAGUUCCAUGGUUCAGCAGACAUUCAUAAUCUGCAUUUUUAAAAUGGUCAUGUAAAUAGCUAUAAAUCAACAAGAAGAAAGGAUUGCUUAACUGAAUGCAGAGGUUUCUUUCAAUUAGACAGAAUAAAUAUAUCUCUUAUAUACAAGUGAAAUACAGAUUUCCAGAUAUAUGGUUCAUUUUGGCAUUGAGUCAACUUGUAGCUAACGUUAGUCAGAGGCAACAUAUAGGGGAUGCUUUUGGACUCCUGUUCAUUCCCAUUCUAUUUUAGUUGGUAGAAAUAUGCUGCUUAAUGAGAUUGUGAUGAAAUUAUUUCCUACAAAACACCUCCCUCAAUACUAAUUACAAUUCAGAUCAGACUACACAAAGGUGUUUUUUUUUAAAUACUUCCCACCAGCUCUUUUUUCCAUCCCAUACCCUGGCACUUUGCCAAGUUGCUAGCUUGUUUGAUUGCUUACAUUCUGUUUACUGUGCAUGUACUAAUUUUUCAUCACCUGCAUGAUUUUAAAAGAAUCAGUAUAAUUGUUCUUAUGAACCAAAGAAAUUCCCCCACAAAAUCUUAUGCCAAGUUAACAUUCCAAAUGGUGUAUGAAAUAAAACUGUAAUUGGAAGUGUUGGCUGCCCAGUAGUACAUGUUUAAAGACUGAUGCUGACAAAUGGUUUCAGAAGUGUUUUCCAGUGCUCUCUGUUCAACGCAAGGGUGCAUCAUUGGGUGGAGUACAAUAAGUGAGGUCUUGCAUGGCAGAAUCAUAUUGACACCUAAACUCAGAAGCUAAAUAAUGGCAACUCUGGGAGAUUAAGUGCUACAUAGUGGUAUUUUAGAAUGUUUGUUUCAAUCAAUGGGGCUUGUGUUUUGGUAAGUGGCCAUACGUAGGCUAGCAAUGAGAUUUUUUUUCCCAAAAAUGAUAUUUGGGUCAAGCAUUAGUGUGAUGAGUCAGAUAAAUUGGUUAAUCUGCUGAUGGGAGUAGGUUCUUUACCCUUUGCAAACAUUUGGGCCAUCUUUCCUUAAAAUUCUUUUCAUUUAUAUUUAAACUAGAAAUAUGGGAAUUGAUGUCAAUUGCACAAAUGAACCAUGCACUGGAUUUAAAGUAAACAAAGUGUAGCAGUUUACAGAGCCAGAUGUUGAUAAAGCCACUAUUGAUUUCAGUCAUGCAUGAGAACCCCUUGCAUUCAAUACAGAAUUUUUUUGCAUAGGUUUUCUUGGGAACUUGGGGUUUGGGGAAGAGUGCUUUUUGAUUGAAUAUCCCAAAUGAAAACUGUUCAAUACCUGACUAACUUAUCAAUGGGAAGUUUAGCAACAGUGCAGGUUUAAAAACCUGUAACUUGUUUGAAUUAAGCUAACUUUUAAUAAAUUGGGAAGUUUACGUGUAUAGAACUUGAUAUUGUUAGUCGCAUUUGCACUAAAUGUGAUAUAAUUUUGAAAUUCUGGUAUAAAGUGAUUACACUAAAGAGACGGUUGUAAAGUAUUGAAACUUUGGAAUGUAAAACAGCUCAUUUGCAGGUUAAAAUACGGACUUCUAUUUCAAAAUAUAUUGUGUGUAGAACAUGCUGAAAGAUUUGUUUUUAUGAAAGCUUUAUAUCCUGAUUUAGCUUUGUGUACAAUAAAACACUGGUUAAUGUCUGUGAUAUUGAACUGUAAAAGUUUUUUCAAUCAGCAAUGUGUAAAGAUCAGUUUAUAAAGUUUAGUUCCUCCAUGUUAUUACAAAUUAAAAUCCAGUAUUUAAAAAGUGAAAAGUAUUAAAACAUUAUAGAAGA